Molecule: messenger RNA, 3113 nt
Organism: Enhydra lutris kenyoni (northern sea otter)
Lineage: Eukaryota; Metazoa; Chordata; Mammalia; Carnivora; Mustelidae
Product: thioredoxin domain containing 15
Exons: 5
Coding region: 800-1846 (348 amino acids)
Biological process (GO): cilium assembly
Cellular component (GO): cilium
Source: RefSeq, a predicted model, not a curated record
CUCUGGGACACACCACCCCUCCCCAUCCCGGCCUUUCUACACUCUAGGUCCUUUCCGAGCUGCUUUUGCUGGGGGAGGCCUAGCUAGCAGGAGAUUGCCCUGCAAAUCCACCAACCACCAAACCAAAACUGCCCGCCCUAAGUUCACAGGAGGUAGGGUCAGGGUGACCAGACGCAACAAAUAUAAUUACAGGACAUAUUUACAUUGGAAUAUCCGUAUGUUUCUUGGGAGUUAAAAACAAACAAACAAACAAAAAUCUUAAAAAAAAACAAAAAACUAUUCGUGGUUUCUGUGAAAGGCAAAUUUAACCGGGCACCCUGUAUUUCACCUGGCAACCGUAGGUAAGGGAACAGGGGUAAGGCUGGAGAUUCGGAGCGCUCGAAGGAGGAGGCUUCCGGGCCUUUUGGGGCCCGGAGUGAAGCGUCACACGGGCGCAGUGUGUGCUGCCAGCAGCGAGACCGGCUCGCGCGCGAAGAUAGACGGCCGCUAGCCUGGGCUGGAACCACGUCCAGGGCUUGGGGCUCAGGAACGUUCGAUGCGACCCGAGGUGUCCGGCUCUCAGCUUCUGAACAACAGCGAAUCCUAAACACCGGAGACCACAGGCCAGAGGCAGGCCGCCCGACUCCAAGAUGGCGCCAGCGGGCGCUGCCAGCUGCCAAGAUGGCCGCACGGGAUUGCGCUCGCGAUCGCGGCUCCCCUCCCCCAAGGCGCCCGGGAGGCCGGGAGCGCUACGCGCGUCGUCGUGCGCCGGUUACCCUGCGUCCGGGCCGGUAGUCCCGGCAGCUUCUAGUCCCGCGCCAUGCGGCUCCUCGGGUGGUGGCAGGUCCUGCUGUGGGUGCUGGGACCUCCCGCCCGCGGCCUGGAGGUUGCAGAGGACAGCAGUCACUUGCAGUCGGAGGAGCAGCGUGCUCCCUCCCUGCAGGCAGGAGCUGUGUUGGCCAGUGAGGAGGAGCCCCCGCAUGGCCCCGCAGGCCAGGACAUGUCCGCAGGAGAGGCUGGCUCAGUGCUGGGGCUGGAUGCUGACGGCGACCACGUGGUGAUGCUAUCCGUAAUCCCUGGGGAGACCGAGGACAAGCUGAGUCCCGAGCCCAGUGGCGGCACCUGUGGGGCCCGAGGGGAGGAGGACUCGAGGUGCAGUCUCCGGGAGCACAUCUUCUCUCUGGAUGGCGUGGGACCCGGCUUCCAGGACAGGGAGGAGGAGUAUUACGCAGAGCCUGAAGUGGCCGAAUCCGACCCGGCCCCACCCGAGGACUCCAAUAACACGGAAAGUCUGAAAUCCCCCAAGGUGAACUGCGAGGAGAGAAAUGUGACGGGAUUAGAAAACUUCACUCUGAAAAUUUUAAAUAUGUCACAGGACCUUAUGGAUUUUCUAAACCCAAAUGGUAGUGACUGCACGCUAGUCCUGUUUUACACCCCGUGGUGCCGAUUUUCUGCCAGUUUGGCCCCUCAUUUUAAUUCUCUGCCCCGGGCAUUUCCAGCUCUUCAUUUUUUGGCACUGGAUGCAUCUCAGCACAGCAGCCUUUCUACCAGGUUUGGCACCGUAGCUGUUCCUAACAUUUUAUUAUUUCAAGGAGCUAAGCCAAUGGCUAGAUUUAAUCAUACAGACCGAACAUUGGAAACACUGAAAGUCUUCCUUUUUAACCAGACAGGUAUAGAAGCCAAGAAAAAUGUGGUGGUAACUCAAGCUGACCAAAUAGGCCCUCUUCCCAGCACUUUGAUAAAAAGUGUGGACUGGCUGCUUGUAUUUUCCUUAUUCUUUUUGAUUAGUUUUAUUAUGUACGCUACCAUUCGAACGGAGAGCAUUCGGUGGCUAAUUCCAGGACAGGAACAGGAACAUGCUGAAUAGCAACGGACUGAAAGGAGACGUCAGGACAAGAAAUUUCAGAAAUUAAUGCUGCACUUCCUUACAUAUUCUCCAGUGAAGUACAGACUUACAGCUUUAGUCAGAUUAAAAGAAUCAUGCAUUUGUUGAACUGUUGAAUGUGUUAAAAAAUUAUAAAUUGGUGUUUUAAUUAGUACCACAAAAAACAAAUGCAAAUUCAACAGAAGUCACCAUUCUUGUUUUUACUAUUCCAAUAUUUUAAGAGGGUAAUCCAGUUUCAAAUGGGAGCUGUGUUCAGGUGGAACAGUGCGUAGAAUGAUAAUUGGCUUCAUAGGAGGAAAUAGGACUUUUCACAGUAUAGUUCUAGAAAAGUCUUGAUUCCUAAAAAGUCUUUAUGUCGAAGAAGGUUGGUUUCUGUUCAUUUGCAGUUUUUCUCUCAGAGCCUGUAAGCAGGAAAAUGUUCUGUUGUGGAAGAAGAACUACAAUUGAUAAGUGUGACCUUGUAAGUAACUGGGAAAAUAAGAGUCAAGUACUUUGGUGUUUAUGAUCUCUAAUUUCACCGGAAGAAUUUGAAGUGGUUUAAAUCAUUUCUGGAUAGGGCAGAUGUUAGAAGAAAGUAAAUAUCAUCAAACUAAAGCUUAUUUAGUAACAGUUCUAGGCUAAAGCGUAACUCAAAUUUUAGUCAUUACCUAACCAGCAUGCACUGAUUCAACCUUAAGACGUUCUUGGCACUGUGCUAGUUUGUCAGAGCCAAAAGAAAUAUGUAACACUGUUCUUGCCUGCAAGUUGAUUCUAGUCUAGCUUAGGACACAGGUAGAAAAGAGACAAUGUGUAAUUUAUACCAACUUUUUUGGUGAAAAGCUGUUUCUAAAAGAUCCCUUAAAUGCAGUUAUAAGACAUCUGACCACAUAAUGACAAGUAACCUUUGUAGUGACUAUUUCCAGUGUUUCAGAUAGAGUAGUUCAUUUUAUCAUGCACCCAAAAUUCUAUGGAAAUAGAUUAGUUGAGUCACCUUGUCUGAAUGUUAUGUUGGGCAGGAGUUUACAAUUUUAAGUUGUGGACAGCUAUGGCUGGGGUGGUCACUGGUGGUUCAGAAAGGUACUAGUAUUUUUUUCACUUUACAAAUGAGCAGACUGAGGCAUGGAGAGAGGCUGAGUAACUUGCCCAGGUUACAUACACAGUAAGCUGAUGAAGCUGGGAUUUGAACCUUUACAUGUAUCUGUGUGUGUACUUGUAAGAAAAACUUACAGUGAUUCCAUCUUUUAUAACAAUAACGAACACUUGAGUCUAA